AGGGUAGUAGUAUUGAAGACAAAAGAAUUAUUAUCAUUUUAAUCCACUUUUUGUCUUGAUCCAUUAUAAGACCACCCUCUAUUUUAAGACUAUACUAGAUGACAAAAAACAAAACAAACAGAUGGUGAAAAAGGCAAAGUAAACACAGAAUUCAUGUGAUCAAAGAGGAGGAAAUUAUGGGUGGGGAACAGCUAAGGUUGAACUUGUUUCUUAUAUCAUCUUUUUUAUGAGAAAUGAUUCAAUUCCUCAAUACUCCUUUGUUCUAUAUGCUUUAAAGCUUUAGAUCUAAGGACUUGCUGUUAAAGAAAGUGCAAUUGCUGUUGUGAUGAUGGAAAAGGCCUUAUUGAAUAUAGAUAAAAGAGCAAUUUUUUACCAGAUUUUUCGUCCCACAAUCACUAGUAAACUGAGAAUUCCAGCCUGGUUUCGUAGGCAUAUUUCAGAAGAAUCACCAGAUAAAGCAACUCUGAAGUGUCAUUCGGGUGGCACUUGGAAUGUGAAACUACAGUGUGAUGAAGAUGGUUUGCUUAUACACAAAGGUUGGAAGAAACUUCUGAAAUAUAACCAACUACAAGAUGGGGAAUUUCUCUUGUUUAGGUACGACGGCGAUCUGCAAUUUACAGUAGGAAUUUUCAGCAAGAAUGGACUGGAGAUAGAAGUGAAGUCAACAACUAUGAGCAAAAAUAAAAAAGCUACAAUAUCUGACGGGGGCAAAAAGCGAAAAAAGCCAGGAAAAUACCCUUACAGUUCCAAAUUCCCUAAACAGACUAGUGCUAACGGUGAAAAUGGCAUGGAACAUGAAACUCCAAGAAGAAGCGCUGCACUUGAGAAAGUAGAGGACCUUCUCACUCCAAGUAUUCCUCAAUUUGUGAAAUGUCUGAAAGGCUACAAUGUGAACAAGUCCUGUUUCUUGUAUGUUCCAAAGUCCUUCUAUGAACAACUUUCAAAAUCAGACGAUAAGACAACAGUCGUCCUCCGUAUUUUGGAAGGAAAAGAGUGGAAAGUGAAUUGUGUAUCACAAAAAGGAUAUCGCGCUUUCUGUGGAGGAUGGAACACAGUUUGUGAGUGAUAACAAGCUUAAGCAAGGAUAUGUCUGUGUUUUUCAG
This is a messenger RNA of Lycium ferocissimum, 1103 nucleotides long. RefSeq names its product B3 domain-containing protein REM9-like. The record is from RefSeq and is a predicted model, not a curated record. Gene Ontology annotation, molecular function: DNA binding. The transcript is spliced from 4 exons. Bases 326 to 1066 code for a protein of 246 amino acids. Lineage: Eukaryota; Viridiplantae; Streptophyta; Magnoliopsida; Solanales; Solanaceae.